This is a messenger RNA of Photinus pyralis (common eastern firefly), 1340 nucleotides long. Its product is annotated as nuclear receptor ROR-alpha B-like. Gene Ontology annotation, molecular function: DNA-binding transcription factor activity; zinc ion binding; sequence-specific DNA binding. Lineage: Eukaryota; Metazoa; Arthropoda; Insecta; Coleoptera; Lampyridae. The coding region runs from base 241 to 1110 and encodes 289 amino acids. The record is from RefSeq and is a predicted model, not a curated record. The transcript has 4 exons. Gene Ontology annotation, biological process: regulation of DNA-templated transcription.
UCUCGUCUCAUUCUACGUUUGAUCAUCGCGGUGUUAAAAACCACGUGUUUGUAAUAUGAUUAACGUUAGUUUAAGUAGUAGACAACAGAUUGUGCUUCGAGUAACGUUCUUGUGAUGUUGGUGUUCGUAAAUGUAGUGUAAUUUGCGAUUUCCGCACGAAGUUCGCAAUCAAGCUCGUAGGGGAUGUUUGCGAACAUUGCCGGCGGCGUUAGAGGGAAGAAUUUCAGUUGCCGAUUUUAGAUGAACCAAUUAUGUAGGGUAUGUGGAGAACCAGCGGCAGGUUUCCAUUUUGGUGCAUUCACUUGUGAGGGAUGCAAGUCUUUUUUUGGAAGAUCGUACAACAACCUAAGUUCGAUAUCGGAAUGCAAAAACAACGGAGAAUGCGUGAUAAACAAAAAGAAUCGAACAGCGUGCAAAGCAUGCAGACUGCGAAAGUGCCUUUUAGUAGGGAUGUCGAAGAGCGGCUCACGUUACGGCCGUCGCUCAAAUUGGUUCAAAAUCCAUUGUCUUCUCCAACAGCAACAGCAAGCGGGCGUAGGGAUCGCCGGAUCCACAGCGGCUGGGCUUCUACGACCGCAUCCGUACUAUCGACAUUUAAGCACGUCCAACCCCACAACCGACACCAAAAGUUCCGAGUCAGAUAGCGGCGCAUCGUCCGCGGAUCCAGAUGACGAAGUCAGAUCUGCGAGUGCCUUCAGUUACUUUGGUCCGACAAUUUCCCCGUCAAGUGACCGCUCUAACGUAUCCUCGACGAAAAUUUCACCCAUGUGCGAUAAUCUACAGCGGACGUUUCCGGGGAAAGUCCCAUCCCUAUCGUUCCCACCACCGAUGUCUCCUAACAGCCUCUUCCCACGUUGGCUACCCACACUGCCAAAUAUUACCUACCCGUCAGCGUGGAGAGAUCUGUGGUUACGCGCACCGGUCGCAGUAGCCGAACCUGCGCCAGAACAAGAUCAACCAAUUGACUUGUCAUUACGACCCAAAAUCUCAACACCCACAACGGAUAGUGAAUCGGAAAUUAAUAUCGACGUGGGUGUCGAGGAGUCUGUAAAACAUGUGCCUAUAGAUUUAAGUAAUUCAGAUAAAACUGGUGAUAUUACGAAUAAUUAAGUAGGUUGUGAUAAUAAGGCGUCAGUAUUUUAACUAUAUAUUUAUUUAAGGGCCGCCCUUUCUCCCUAGACUUUUUGUGCCAACAGUACCUGAAAAAUUAACACACGUUUUUCUGUAAAGUGCCAGUUACUUUAAAAUCUAGUAUUAUUUUAUUUAAAUGUGUAUUAUAAAAAAGGCCAGUAAAAGCUCGCCGUAUGUUACGUUGUGCUUCAAUAAAGUUUAUAUUACGA